CGCGCGCCGCGCGUGAUGGCGUCGUCCGGGGAGUCGUCCUCGGACGCGCCCUCCUCCUCCUCCGACGAUGACGACGACGACGACGCGCGAGUCAGCGCGCCGCCCGUCGCGUCGUCGUCGUCGUCGUCGUCGCGCGUCGUCGCGGCGUCGCGCGCGUCGUCGUCGUCGUCGACGAAACCUUCACGUCAACAUCAGCCUCGCGCGUCGCGCCCGUCGUCGCGCGCGAAGCGCAAGAGCAAACCCGCCCCGAUCGCGGUGUGCCUCACGAACUGCAAGUACGAGCUCCUGCGCUGCGUCCAGAAGAAGCUCGGGUGGAUCGAAGUAGGGUCCGACGCGGAGGACUGGCAGCUCUACUGGACCGACACCUCGGUCUCCAUCGAGCGCGUGAUGCGAUUAAAAGCGACGCAGAAGAUCAACCACUUCACCGGGAUGCUCGAGAUCUGCCGCAAGAAACAGCUCGCGAAGAACCUCGCGCGGAUGUCCGCGCUGUUCCCGUCCGAGUUCAAGUUCGCGCCGAAGACGUGGACGCUGCCGCUCGAGCUCGAGUCGUUCCUCGAUCAGUUCCCUCGGAAGGCGUCCAAGCCGGGUAAGAGAACGUUCAUCUUGAAGCCGGACGCGGGGUGCCAGGGCAAGGGCAUCGCGCUCGCGCAGUCGCAAGACCACAGCAAAGGGUCCAACGCCGUCGUCGCGCAGAGGUACCUGUCGAAGCCGUUUCUCAUCGACGGGUACAAGUUCGACCUGCGCGUCUACGCGCUGGUGAUCUGCGCGGAUCCGCUCAGGGUGUUCGUUUUCAACGACGGCCUCGCGCGGUUCUGCACGGAGAAGUACGAGCCCCCGGGGAAGGGGAACUUGAAGGACACGUGCAUGCACCUGACGAACUACGCGGUGAACAAACACAACGAGAACUUCGUGUUCAACGACGACGCGGGCGCGAACGGAGCGGGGAGCAAAUGGAGCGUGCAGGGGUUGAAAGACUGGAUGGAGGACAACGGGCACGACUUCGUCGGCGCGUGGGAGGGGAUCGUGGACUUGAUCGUGAAGACGAUCGUCAGCGUGCAGCCGGUGCUCGCGCACAACUACCACAGCGUCUUGCCCCCGGAGACGAACGACGGGUACUCGUGCUUUGAAAUUCUCGGCGUGGACGUCAUGCUCGACGAAAACUUGAGACCGUGGCUGAUCGAGGUGAACCACUCGCCGUCGUUCGGGGUGGACACGCCGCUGGACCUCGCGAUCAAGGGCGACCUCAUCUCCGACGCGAUCGAGCUCGUGCGCAUCGACCCGAAGCUCGUGCGGAGGGUCGAGGCGGAGCGAAAGCUCGCGUCGCAGUCGCGGUUGAUGGCGCAUAAAAAACGCGGCGCUGAAUCCGUGACGCGCGGCGACCGCGACCGCAAGGGCGUCGGCGAGGGAGACGCGACGACAGUCGCUGCCAAACCGACCGCGCCGCGCAAGCUCGGCGAGGGCGUCGAGGAGCGCCGAGCCGCGGCGAUCGAGGAGCGAAUAAAGUGGGAGAAAAACCACAGCGGCUCGUUCGAGCUCGCGUACCCGUCGCCGUGCGAGCGGAAACAGGCGCUGUACGAGAAGCUCCUCGUCGGCGCCAAGGAGAGCUUCGAGAACCACGGGCAGGUGGCGCGCGUGCGAGACGUCAUGGAGAAGGCCAAGUACACCGCGCUGCGACGCGCGACGGAGGAGGAGGUGCGACAGAACGCGAUCAAGAACGGGAUCAAGAUUCCCGCGGGGAUGGAGCUGAAGAAGGUGGUGGAGGCGGUGAUGAAGGCGCGCGCGGACGGCGGCUCGGAGACGUUGCUCACCGCCCCGAAG
Micromonas pusilla CCMP1545 is the source of this 1818-nucleotide messenger RNA. Its product is annotated as ligase. Gene Ontology annotation, cellular component: cilium. The record is from RefSeq and is a predicted model, not a curated record. The annotation marks the transcript as partial. Gene Ontology annotation, biological process: protein polyglutamylation; microtubule cytoskeleton organization. The transcript has 5 exons. NCBI's taxonomy places the organism in Eukaryota, Viridiplantae, Chlorophyta, Mamiellophyceae, Mamiellales, Mamiellaceae. Gene Ontology annotation, molecular function: tubulin binding; tubulin-glutamic acid ligase activity.